This is a messenger RNA of Brachypodium distachyon (stiff brome), 1421 nucleotides long. RefSeq names its product GDSL esterase/lipase At5g45910. Lineage: Eukaryota; Viridiplantae; Streptophyta; Magnoliopsida; Poales; Poaceae. Gene Ontology annotation, molecular function: lipase activity. The record is from RefSeq and is a predicted model, not a curated record. The coding region runs from base 89 to 1285 and encodes 398 amino acids. The transcript has 5 exons. Gene Ontology annotation, biological process: lipid metabolic process.
UCACCAUCAAGCUGAGCGUAGCCAUACAUCCAAAGACCAAGGUGAAACAUUUUUUCAGGUGCUCAAUCGAGAGCUAGCCGGCAAGGCCAUGAUCAAGUUCCCAAGCUUCUACACUGGAGGCUCAUGGCUGCUCAUGGUAGCUAAUUUCUUGGUAGUCAUCGUCCAGCUGACCGCAGUGAUUGGCGGCGGCGCUGCCAUGCGGUCGACGACGAUGGCGGCGGCGGCGGAGCUGAGAUACAAUGCCAUGUUCGCCUUCGGCGACUCGAUGGCGGAGACGGGCAACAUUUGCGCCGCGAGCACCAACAAGACGGAGCUCGACGUGCUCACCUGCACCCACCCGCCGUACGGCAUGACCUACUUCGGGAAGCCGGCUUGCCGCUGGUGCAACGGUCGCAUCGCCCUCGAUUUCAUCGCACAAGCACUUGGUCUGCCACUACUCCCGCCAUCCAAAUCCAAAGGUGUAGAUUUCCGGCGCGGCGGAAACAUGGCCAUCACCGGCAGCACGGCCAUGGACUUCUCCUUCUACAACUCCCUGGGCAUCCAUGACCCGGUGUGGAACCACGGCUCCCUGCACGCUCAGAUCCAGUGGUUCCAGCAGCUGAUGCCUUCCAUAUGUGGCACAGACCAAAGUUGCAAAGAAUUCCUGAGCAAUUCUUUGUUUGUGUUCGGUGGAUUCGGAGGGAACGACUACAACAUCCUGUUCCUUGAGCUUGGGUUGAAACCGGAGCAAGGGAUGAACUACACCGUCAAGAUCGUUGAUGCCAUCAUCGAUGGUGUCGAGAAACUGAUCGAACUCGGCGCCGUCCACAUCGUAGUCCCGGGCAUCUUCCCCACGGGCUGCCUCCCGAUCUUCCUGUCGCUCUACGCCAGUUCCUCCGGCAAAGCCGACAUCGACGACGCCGGCUGCCUGAAGCCAUACAACAAACUGACCGAGUACCACAACUCCAUGCUCCGGGAACGUCUCCAAGCCCUCCAAUCCAAGCACGAAAACAGCUCAACCACCAGGAUCAUGUACGCGGAUUACUACUCCCUCGUGUACCAGAUGGUCCAGCAGCCCCGACGCUUCGGGUUUAGCGAUCCUCUGCAGGCGUGCUGUGGGGCGGGCGGAGGGAGGUAUAACUUUGAUGUGGCGGAUAGGUGUGGCAUGGAGGGGGCUACUACGGCGUGCCGGGACCCGGCGGCGCGGCUGAGCUGGGACGGCGUCCACCCGACGGAGGCGGCGAAUAGGAUCAUUGCUGAAGGAUGGCUCAGGGGACCCUACUGUGAUCCCCCGAUCCUAGGCUAGCUGAUAUGUAUGUAUGUAUGGACAAGCAGGUGUAGGACGACUGUAGGAUCGGUCAGUGGAUCGAUCGAUUCGAAAACUUGUUGUAUCGUAGCGAGAGGUUUGAAUAAAAGUUUCAAGAAAAUGGUCAUUCAAGCAA